UUGACGAGUUGAUAUUAAAUUACCAACUGAAGUCAACAGUUUAAAUCUGAAUUUCGUCACUCGAAUUGAUUAAAGUAAGAUGAUCGGCGCUAAAUACUCCACACUUUCUUCUCUUGAGUUAUUUUUCAUUCAGUUUCGUCAGCAUUGUCGUUAGGCAUUUGCGUAGGAGACAAUAAUAGUUGAGCAAGACAAUAAAAAAGAUCGCGUGGAGAUUGGGACUGGGCUGUAAUGGAUAGGUCAAACAUCAAUGGAUGGGGAGAGCUCGAGCCCCGAAGGGGGUCCGGACACCCCGCCAAACACUCCUGUUACACCAUCACACAAGACUACGAUGGAGCAUCACAGGCAGUGGAGGGAAUUGGACAAGUCCGAACCAGAGCCGGCCGCCUGUUUAGGUCAGCAUCAUCACCAACAUCAUCAUCACCAUCAUCACCAUAGCUCCCAUAAACAUCACCAUGAUGGUCAUUUCUCCGCGUUUGAAAAGAAGCUAUCGUACGAUCUUCAGAGCAUCUGUGAUGUCAAAACUCAGACCAACAGCUAUACCUCGUCGAUAUAUUCAUGCUACCAUGCCCAUUGGUGCAUUGCUUCUGUACCCUCGACGCCACGUUCUAGUCCCACUCCCGCGAGUCCGACCCUCUCUUCCCUCUCAUCGAACUGUAGCAGCGAAGGAGAGCUUGGGUGGCAGCAGCCGUUACGUCCGCGGACCAUCACCGAGAAAGAUCGAUCUACCCGCAAAUCGGUUGGAGGUGAUGAUGACGACGACGACGACGAUGACGAUGCGGACCAAAACAACGACCAAGACCAAGACCAUAGUGGCAAUUUGCCGAAUCCAGGUACCCAUCCUGCCACUGGCCAGCCGAUACGAGAUCCUUUUCCUUUUUGUCCUUCUCCUUCUUGAUACAUAGCUGCAAAGCUUUGUUCAUCCUGUGCACCACGUGUCUCGAUCUAGCGACUGAAUCAUUAUCAUGUUUUCUUGAGAAGUAAAUGCAGAAAAAUUGAAAAAAUGGAGAGAGAUUGUCAGAUUAGAGAUAUCUAUUAUAAUUUACAGGAUGGUAAAAAUACAUUUGAAAAAGUCUGGAA
Messenger RNA from Acromyrmex echinatior (Panamanian leafcutter ant), 1077 nucleotides. RefSeq names its product lateral signaling target protein 2 homolog. The record is from RefSeq and is a predicted model, not a curated record. NCBI's taxonomy places the organism in Eukaryota, Metazoa, Arthropoda, Insecta, Hymenoptera, Formicidae.